AUGGCUGCCAUUGACGGGAUCACGCGCUCGAACCAAGAUGAAUACCCGUCCGCUGCCGACGUGCGGAAGAUGAUGGCGAGACAUCCCCUGCCUAUUGUGCUUGACGGAAGUGUUCCGGAGGAGGCCAGAACCGGCAACGGGCCAACCAGGCAGGCACUCGUUAUGUUGAGAAAGCUGAACGCGGCUCUGGCCUCGGAUGAUGCCAAAGCCCUCGAGAACUGCUUCCUUCCGGGCCAGGCCUACUGGAAGGAUACCCUGGCGCUCACAUGGCACUUGCGCACCUUUACCUCGCCUGGCGUCAUCGCUGCCAGCUUGCUGCAAACCAAGACGUUGAGAGCUCUGGUCGGAGACAUCAAACUUGAGGGAGACGCUCAAUUCAUACCGGCUACACCUGUUCUUCAAUUCAUUGACUUCAGCCUCCUCUUCGAGACCAAGUCGCCAGCAGCGAGAUGCAGCGGCAGGAUGCUUUUGUUGCCCGUCAAACAAGCUGGGACGACGGAGUGGAAGAUCUGGAUCCUCAGUACCUGGCUCGAUACUCUAGACGGACAUCCGGAAGACGAGACAUUACUCCAUCUCCCGGGCAGAGAGCUGAACGGCCUCGAGGACUUCACAACAGACGUGUUCAUCAUCGGAGGCGGAAAUGCCGCCGUUGCUCUAGCUGCACGCCUGAAAGCCAUGGGCGUUGAGAGCGUCAUGGCAGAGCGGAAUCCUCAGCCGGGAGAUAACUGGGCGCUCCGCUAUGAAUGUCUGAGGUUUCACGUCCCGACAGAGUAUGCCGACCUACCUUACAUGCCAUACGACAACGAGCUCCGAAGUCCGCACCUUCUCUCCCGGGACGAGCUUGCGGAGCAGGUCCGACGAUAUGUGAAGACUUUCAAUCUCAAUAUGAUUACUUCUGCCAAGAUUCUGUCGACAGCGUUCGACCAGGCGGCCAAGCAGUGGCUCAUCAAGUUCCAGACACCGACGGGCCAGCACACCGCCGUCUCGAGACAUCUUGUUCAGGCCACAGGAAUCGGGUCCCGGAAGCCCUAUAUCCCGCCUAUGGCGAAUGAAGACUUGUUCAGAGGCAUCGUUCUUCACUCAGCCCAGUACCGGAGAGCAGCCGAGCUACAGAAACAAGGGGCCAAGUCCGUCCUCGUAGUCGGUUCAGCGAGCACAGCUUUCGACGUUAUCCAGGACUGCCAUGCCGCGGGCCUCCAGACCACCAUGGUCGUCCGGUCCCGCACCUAUAUCCUCCCGCUGGAGUACGUCUGCGACAAGCGCGGCCUCGGAGCGUAUGAGCGCGGAGCGGAGCUUUGCGACAAGCUCUUUAUGGCAAUGCCGACGUGGGUUGACGCGCAUCUCGCCUGCGGCUUGUUUGCACAAUUGGCGGCGGAGGAACCAGAUCGGUAUUCAGCCCUCGCCGCUGCCGGCUUCCCCUUCAUUGACAGCCGUCACCCGGAGGCCGUGCUCGCCCAUCAUUUGGUGGAGCGAGCUGGCGGGCACUACAUCGACAUCGGCGGUACCAAGCUGAUAGCGGAGCGCCGCGUGGGACUGAAGGCUGGCGUCGAGCCUGUGGCCUACACGGAGACGGGGCUGCGUUUCUCGGACGGCAGCACUGCGGACGCGGAUGUGGUGGUGUGGUGCACCGGCUUUGCGGACAAAGACGCCAGACGCACUGCGGCCGAGAUUCUGGGUGGCGGAAGCGCUGGGACGCGGGAUGAAGUUGGCCCCAACGUGCUUGGGCCGGUAGAGAUCGCGGCCCGGCUAGAUGCCACGUGGGGCGUCGACGCCGAGGGCGAGAUCCGUGGCAUGUGGAAGCGUCAGUUGCGCGUGGACAACUACUGGAUUAUGGGCGGCCACACGCAGCAGCACCGCUGGUACUCGCGGAUAUUGGCGUUGCAGAUCAAGGCUGAAAAGGAGGGCAUACUGCCGCCCGCUUAUCGGGAUUCGCCGGGACAGGAAUGA
Messenger RNA from Chaetomium strumarium, 1947 nucleotides. RefSeq lists its product as uncharacterized. NCBI's taxonomy places the organism in Eukaryota, Fungi, Ascomycota, Sordariomycetes, Sordariales, Chaetomiaceae. Gene Ontology annotation, molecular function: monooxygenase activity; flavin adenine dinucleotide binding. The transcript is spliced from 6 exons. The record is from RefSeq and is a predicted model, not a curated record. The coding region runs from base 1 to 1947 and encodes 648 amino acids.